AUGGGAUUUCAAGAAAGAGUGCUCUUUGAACCGCGCCUGCUGCUGGCGGACAACUUCGCAGUUGGUCUUGUGGAUGUGCUGAUUGGAGCGAACCAACUCUACAGUGUCUUGCUGUGGAACCAGAUCUCGCUGGCGGCGAAUCUCCGGGCCAUAGAGACCGUGUUUGGCCAUGUCAUUCACGGACAAGAGGGCGACACCGUCAACCCGCAGCCUACGACCUCCACUCACCUGGCGAAAUACCGCGCCUCAGAACCAGAGCUUUGUGAAAAGUUGGAAGCUGGCCUGUACAUGGAUGAUGUCUGUACCACCUUCGCCACCAGAGCAGAGGCUGAUCAGAACGUGAAGAAGACGGCAGACAUCUUCUCAGAAGCAGGCAUGAACCUCCGCGAGCUGCGAACCUCUGCUGUGCUCGGCUGUCGACUCAUGGAUUUUGUCAAGCAGGCUCUCCACCUGAAGGAGACAUACAUCAUCUAUUGGACAGAUUCCAUGGACGUGCUGUACUGGCUACAGAGCAAGAAAACGUUGGAGGUGUUUGUGCAGAACAGGCUUAACAACGAGGGCAUCCUGGUAACAACGCUGCGCACAGCGGCGGCGCGGCGCGGCGCGGCGCGGGCCGCCAGUCUGGUGCCGACCGCGUCUGCCAUGGCCGCCAUCCAGCUACGCGCCGUCCUGCUGGCCUUCGGCGACCUGCGCGUCAACGACGUGUGCCGCUACAUGCGACGGCGACUGCAUCUGGCGCUGCGCAGUCCGGCCCUGUGCCUGGUCGGUGCCUUCCUCAUCCUGCUGCUCGUGCUGCCGCUGGAGCCGUCCGGCGACCGCCACCGCUCGCUCGUCAGGAGAGUUCGCAGCGCAGGAACCGGAAACGCCUGGGACCAGUACCUGCCACUCGCCCCCUUUACCGACGAUGACGACGACGUGCUGCUGGAGUGCACAGACGACGAGGACGACGAUGAGGCGCUGUUGGCGGCGAAUCUCGAGGAAAAUUCAAAAUGUAAGGUACACCUUCUCAUGUUUGGAAGUUCUAGACUGGGGAAUCUUAUGAUCAAGUACAGUAUGCUGUACGCUUUAAGAGAGAAAUACAAGAUAAGCGUGUACACGACCAGCGAGCAGGCCAACAAUCUCAACAAGUACUUCCCUAAACUCAGCAUCAAGUCACCUCCAAGCGAAUACAAGCAGGCCAAGUGGCACUUCACCUGGUACCGCAACCUCGAGGUACUGCUGCCCUGUCCGGAGACCAUCGGCAAGCGGUAUCCGUGCUUCCCCAACAAGCCGUCCGAACACUGCAUCGUCGUAGCUGACUGGCCGCCGGAAAAUGGCUUUCCCGUAUUCUCGUCAUAUCUGCCCAGGUUGUCAGCUGAAGAAUUCAUCUUUGAUCAGGCCAUACAGGACUCAGUGCACGCUUAUUUCCGCAAGGUGUCUGGGCGCCGGAUAGAUCCCGUUAUCAUCGGCGUACACGUGCGAGGCACCGACCAAAACGUGGAUUUUGUGAACAACUACCACCGCAACCUGCCGUCUACGCAGUACUUCGCCACGGCGCUUGCCUACUACCGGGCCAUGUACAAGAACGCCGUGUUCGUGGUGGCCACGGACGAGCCGAGCUUCGCGGUCCGAAGUGUGGUCAACAAGUUCGGCGACGUCUACUACACCAGUCAUAAACAGAACGUCAAGGACCCGGUGGCAUUCGACAUGGCCAUGCUCUCCUUAAGCAACCACACGGUCAUCUCCGUCGGAUCCUUCGGAUUUUGGGGCUCAUAUCUGUGCGGCGGUAUGGUGGUGGCACCGUCUCAGUACAUCGGGGAAGACCCCAGCCGCUACGACCUGGAGGUCAAGCACUGGGACCGCCAGAAGGAAUGGUUCUCAUGGAGCUGAAAAUGUCCUGUGCCACGCCCCUUGCCACGAAGAGCCCCGAGUCCGCGUGGCUCUGUAGCAGACUCCGCCCGCACGCUGGCACAAAGGGCGCCGAAUCGCGGACGUCGGUACCGAAGGCGGCGAGCCGCGCGGAACAAUGUGGCGCGAAUGGUACACACUGAGAGGCCGCCUCCCGGAGAACGGGGAAGGGGUGCUCGAUCGCCACGCGUCCGUGUGUCGUCGGUGUGAUUGGCAAGUGGAACAAGGGCUCUGACGCCCUAUAAGUCCGUUAAGGGACCGUGGUGCCUGUUUUGCGCCCAGCGUGAGGCGCGCUUACGUCGCAAUGCGUCGCUGGCCUGUCUAUUUCCUUACGCUUAUUUCGUCGGUCCCGUUGUCACGCCAUGCUAAACAAAAGGCGCUCCCUUUACUUUGUUACUUGUUGCUUAUGCGAUGGUCUGAGAAGCGGUGAUGCCCGCCUCCCUGGCGAGCACCAAGAGCAGCCAUGUUUGUGAUUUGGUGUGGUGCUCCGGACGGGGCGCCUGGUUGCUUGGGUUGGUUACGGACAGGGAUGCGGCGUGCUUACCAACUGUAUGUGCUCAUGGUUCGUCGUUGACCGGUGACAUUAAGCCUGGUCGCUUGGGUUGGUUACGGACAGGGAUGCGGCGUGCUUGCCAACUGUAUGUGCCCAUGGUUCGUCGUUGACCGAUGAUACUAACCCUGGGAGAUAAGGUUGGGCCCGAAUGUGAUAUCAGAUCGUGCCACGCGCCUGAUAUGCCUCUCACGUCGCAAGGUGUCUCAGGCGCGCCGACUGAACAGCGUUGUGCCUUGGCAAGAGCUCCUUUACCGGUGGUUUGCGUGAUAGGACUCAGGGUUCUGAAUCGCUUGGCGGGGGUUUUGCUCCGGGUUACUUGCUCCUCGGAGCCGGCGGGAUGGCUAAGGGUGGCUGCCUGAGUUCAGGUCGUUGACCAGGGGAGAUGGGAUUCGUGGCUAAAGGAGGUGUGUAAAUGUAUGCGCCGGUGUGUUUUAGUGCGCAUGCGUGCGUGAGUUUGUGUGUGAUCAGCGGCAGGAUGUGAUCUGUGCAGUCUGAUUCGGUUUGUCGUUGGAUAUCGGGGUAUCUUUUGCUGACAAUAGGUUCUUGACACUGUCCGCAUAUUGUUUUAUAUGCCCGUGUUUCGUUCUUAAUUUUCAAUGCAUAUUUUUGGCGGAUCAAAAGCACUUUAUCUCAGAGGUGUCUGACGUCAU
Messenger RNA from Pollicipes pollicipes, 3090 nucleotides. RefSeq lists its product as uncharacterized. Lineage: Eukaryota; Metazoa; Arthropoda; Thecostraca; Pollicipedomorpha; Pollicipedidae. Gene Ontology annotation, biological process: carbohydrate metabolic process. The coding region runs from base 1 to 1869 and encodes 622 amino acids. The record is from RefSeq and is a predicted model, not a curated record. The transcript is spliced from 14 exons. Gene Ontology annotation, molecular function: galactoside 2-alpha-L-fucosyltransferase activity. Gene Ontology annotation, cellular component: membrane.